UGGGCUUUCGUAGCGGUGUUUCGACUUUUAUCUACACAUUCAAAAACAGGAAUUCACGCGAGUGUUUUGUUGACGGAUGGUUUCUUCGGAUCCAAGUUAAACCAGCUCAUGUGGUUAGUCAAGUUGAAGAAGCUGCUGCACUGUCUCUUUAAGACGUUCAUCCGGCAGCAGGUGACGUUGAGGCCACGCGCGGCCCGCGGUCCACUCGGGUGAACUUCACUCAUCUUAACUCGAGCUUGUCUGCACACUCCAUAUUUCCAAGUGCCGACUUUAGAUACUGUCAAGGUUGCCAUUACGUAGCUGUGUGUUUGCGUGAGAGGUCCUGCUCAGGAAGGUGCUACUUCCAUGCCGUGAAGAACAGUCGCAGCGUUUGGCACCGCGAAAACGCACAGAGAUCGUAGCUAGAACUCGACUCCAGCGGACCGUCAGCCAUGGCAACCUGCAUCGAAGUCAGCGAGACAGCGCGGACUGCGACCAAGCCCUUCAUCGGCGGCGUGGUCGAAGGAUUUUAUGGCCGACCCUGGACCAUGGAGCAAAGAACAGAGCUGUUCAAAAGGGAGCAGAAGUGGGGGUUGAACUCAUACCUGUACGCCCCCAAAGACGACUACAAACACCGCAUGUACUGGCGAGACCUUUACUCCCCCGAGGAGGCAGAGCAACUCAUCGCACUGAUAGCAGCAGCGAAGAAGCACAAUGUCGACUUUAUCUACGCAAUCUCUCCUGGGCUGGACGUGACUUUUUCCAACCGCAAAGAGGUGGCUGCCCUAAAGAGGAAGCUGGAUCAGGUUCGAGACUUUGGCUGCGGCUCCUUCUCGUUACUGUUUGACGACAUCGAGACGGAGAUGUGUCCUUCGGACAAGCGGGCCUUCAGCUCCUUCGCCCACGCGCAGGUGGCCAUCACCAACGAGGUGUACCGGCAUUUGGGGCAACCCGAGACCUUCCUCUUCUGUCCCACAGAUUAUUGUGCUGCCUUCUGCACCCCAAAUGUGCUGCAGUCAUCUUACCUUCACACUGUAGGAGACGAGCUGCUUCCGGGGAUCGAUGUGCUGUGGACGGGUCCAAAAGUGGUAUCCCAUAAAAUCUCUGUGGAGUCCAUAGAAGAAGUGUCCUCCAUCCUCAAGAGGGCGCCAGUCAUCUGGGACAAUAUCCACGCCAACGACUAUGACCCACAAAGAAUUUUCAUGGGACCCUACAAGGAUCGUCCAACUGAGCUGAUCCCCAAACUGAGAGGUGUCCUCACAAAUCCCAACUGUGAGUUUUGCCCGAAUUUUGUGCCAAUCCACACUUUGGCUACGUGGUGCAAAGCGUCUGCUCCCGGCGCUCCCAAGGAUGUGGAAAUGGGCGAUGAAGAGCAGGACCCGGGCUAUAGCCCCCACAAAGCCCUGAUGCUGGCCCUCACUGACUGGCUGGAGGAGUUUCUGUGCACAGAUCAGCCCACAGCUUGCUCGAAGAAGGAGCCCUGCGAGGAGGAGCCCAUGCAGACAGAUCUCGGAGAACACUCAUAUGUACCCGGGGCGGGAGAAAACCCGCUUUACACUGCCGAGCCACUGACCCUGGACGACCUGAAGCUGCUCUCCGACCUCUUCUACCUGCCCUACGAAUACGGGUCCACGGCCAAGGCCAUGCUGCACGAGUUGGACUGGCUCAGAUGCCACAGUCACGCCGUCGCCCUCAAGACGGACCAGAGUGCCGAGUGGUGUUCGAGAGCGCGGCAGUUCGACGACAUGUGCGAAGCAGUGGUGCGGAUGUUCAACCGCCUGUCCAACGUGCCCAACCGGCGCAUUCUGUAUGACCUCUACAACUACAUCUGUGACAUCAAGAGCGGCGUCGGGCUUGCUCAAGCCUACGUGAAAUCACUAGGAGGCCUCGGCAAACCGUCGGCCCAGCUAAUGAGUGGUGAUCCUGAGCCGUGGGGGUUCCGAGGAGGUCUCUCGGGAGAGUUUCAGAGAAUGCUGCCUGGCCACGGAAACCGAGACCUGUUCAAGCAUCCGCCCAGGACGUCAGUGUACUGCAUUCGGCCCUACUGCGCAGAGGAUAAGGGUGAGGUGAAGAGAAUUUUUGUGAAGAUGCAAGGAGAAAGACAGAUUCAACCCCCUUUUGCGACAGAGACCCCACUUAUUAGUGAUAUACUGUCGACAGGUGACAUUUGCCCGAGCCCCGAAUGUGCUCUUGUCCUGGAGGACGACAUCGGCGUGUGUGGCUACAUGCUGGCGCUCGCAGAUGCCAAGGCGGCGGCGCGCUCCAUCCAGAGGGACACGAGCGACGGCGUAUUUGACGACUUCCCUUCAUUAGUCACUGGACAAGUACUGCCCAGGGUCGCCGCGUCUCCGGCAAAGCGUAUGAUUGGACAGCUCUUGUCCACCAUCAGGAACUCCGGUUCGAGAGGGGUUUUCUGUGAGUUGAGAGAAAGUGACCGCCGAAUGCUCGACUUCUACACAAAAAGUAGCUCCUUCCAACCCCUCAAAAUGGCAGGUCUGCCUUCAGAUAUUAUCGUCAUGGGAACAACGCUUUAACCGCACUUGCUCAAGAAGUCCUGCGUUCCAACGUCAUUUCGGGAGCAGUCUUCACCUGCUAUGAAAAUUGCAUUAACAGAAGCUCAAUGAAAAUGGCCAAUGGCCAUUAUUGGAGACUUGUGACGUGCACAUGUAGAGCUGUUGACAUCAGUUUUAAUUUUUGUCUUCAUAAUAAAACUGUUAAUUAAUUGGUUGCAUGUCGUGAACAUUUCUUGGACUGGGCCUCCUUUGAUUUUACUACUACUUUCAUAUAGUUCAUGGCCGUUUUUGCUCAUGUAUAUAAUCUCAUUUUUCCGAUUUGUCAUGGUUUUUUUUUUUUUUUUUUU
Messenger RNA from Syngnathoides biaculeatus (alligator pipefish), 2839 nucleotides. It is a transcript of the gene ogal, whose product is annotated as O-GlcNAcase like. NCBI's taxonomy places the organism in Eukaryota, Metazoa, Chordata, Actinopteri, Syngnathiformes, Syngnathidae. Gene Ontology annotation, molecular function: beta-N-acetylglucosaminidase activity. The record is from RefSeq and is a predicted model, not a curated record. Gene Ontology annotation, biological process: glycoprotein metabolic process.